Gavialis gangeticus (Gharial) is the source of this 1372-nucleotide messenger RNA. RefSeq names its product mitochondrial trans-2-enoyl-CoA reductase (gene MECR). Bases 141 to 1040 code for a protein of 299 amino acids. The record is from RefSeq and is a predicted model, not a curated record. Gene Ontology annotation, cellular component: mitochondrion. NCBI's taxonomy places the organism in Eukaryota, Metazoa, Chordata, Crocodylia, Gavialidae. Gene Ontology annotation, biological process: fatty acid metabolic process. Gene Ontology annotation, molecular function: trans-2-enoyl-CoA reductase (NADPH) activity. The transcript has 10 exons.
GGGCUGGGUCCCUGUUCCGCCCCGCGGCCUCGGCCCGGCCCCGCGGGCUGGUGUACGAGCGGCACGGGGAGCCGGCCGACGUGCUGCAGUUAAAGGACCUAGAGCUUGGAGAACUAGGUGGUUCUGAGGUCCACGUUAAAAUGCUAGCUGCCCCCAUCAAUCCAUCAGACAUCAACAUGAUCCAAGGGACUUAUGCCCUUCUGUCUGACUUGCCUGCAGUAGGAGGAAAUGAAGGUGUUGGAGAAGUAAUAGAAGUUGGCAGUCAUGUGACUUCUUUGAGGCCUGGUGAUUGGGUAAUCCCAGGAGAUGCAGGACUUGGAACGUGGCGAACAGAUGCAGUCUUCACAGAGGAAAAGUUGGUGAAACUCCCAGGUGACAUCCCUGUGCUCUGUGCUGCCACUCUGAGUGUCAACCCCUGCACAGCCUAUCGGAUGCUGUGUGAUUUUGAGACCUUGGGGCCCGGUGAGUCUGUUAUCCAGAAUGCAGCCAACAGUGGUGUAGGACAGGCUGUCAUCCAGAUCGCAGGAGCCAUGGGGAUCAAAACAAUCAAUGUUAUCAGAGACAGACCUGACCUCCAAAAACUGGUAGAUAGACUGACGGUACUUGGUGCGGACUACGUCAUCACAGAAGAGAUGCUGAGAAAGCCAGAGAUGAAAGAAUUAUUUAAGAAAGUCCCAAAGCCCCGGCUGGCUCUGAACUGUGUUGGAGGAAAAAGUGCUACUGAGAUGUUGCGCCUUUUACAGCAUAAAGGGACCAUGGUUACAUAUGGUGGAAUGGCAAAACAACCUGUGACUACCCCCGUGAGUGCAUUAAUCUUCAAGGAUGUGAAGCUACGUGGGUUUUGGAUGACCCAAUGGAAGAAAGACCAAGCCCACAACAAGGACAGACUGACUGGAAUGAUUCAGACUUUGUGUGAUCUUAUUCGUAAAGGGCAGCUCAGUGCUCCAGCCUGCACAGAGAUUCCACUGAAGGACUACCAAAUAGCCAUAGAGGCUUCCAUGAAGCCAUUCAUCUCAGCUAAACAGAUACUUGUUAUGUGAUCUUCAGCAAUGGAAUAUCAUCUUUGUUUCCAGAGGAUUUUUAAGAGGGGGCUGAAUCAUAGUCAGUUCUGGUCAUAUCAGAGACCCUAUAACUGGCUCCCAGCUGGUUUCAAGGAUGCCACCUUCAGUGAUCUUGUCUCCUGAAGAGGAAGAAUCUCUAAAAUUUUGUCAGUUGAAUUCACUUGGAGAGUACAACAACCCACUCUGAAACUAUAUGUGUGCGCUGAACAUGACUCUUGGGAGCAAAUUAUCUGCUUUUGGAGCUGAAUGCUGUUGUUUCCUCAGCUGAAAUUAGUUUCAUUGAAAUAAAGUCAGUAGUUUCUAAGGGGCAA